AUGCCGCCCGCGCCGCCCGCGCCAUCCUCGAUCCCGGAUAACCGUCUCGGCCUGUCCCCAGACGAGGUCCAAAUCCUCCGACGCCAUCAACAAAUUGCGCUUUCACAAGCUGGAGCGGGGCGAGGUCGCGCAUCGUCGACAUCGUCGUCGCGCGCAACAACCAGUAACGCGUCCAGCGGCGGAGGCGGGAGAUUGCUUUUAGACCCAGGCAGUCUCAGCGUGCUCGCGGCGCAUUUUGAUCGACUCAUGGCUGCGAUUCAAGCAAGAGUGCAAAUGUUAACAGCCCAAACACAAAUCGCCACACAAGCGCAAUACGGCCGCGCAUCGAAUGCCAUGGCCCACGCGGACGCCGAAAUCGCGCGGUUCCGCGAUAUCCUCCGCCAGAUUGACGAGCUCGAGGUCGAGUUCGAUAAAGUGCGACAUAUCCGCGACAUUGUCAAGGGGUUUCGCUCCCGAGUCGAGGCGCUGGAUAGGAGAGUCGGCAGGUAA
Xylona heveae TC161 is the source of this 489-nucleotide messenger RNA. RefSeq lists its product as hypothetical. The coding region runs from base 1 to 489 and encodes 162 amino acids. The transcript is spliced from 2 exons. Gene Ontology annotation, cellular component: BLOC-1 complex. The record is from RefSeq and is a predicted model, not a curated record. Gene Ontology annotation, biological process: endosome organization. NCBI's taxonomy places the organism in Eukaryota, Fungi, Ascomycota, Xylonomycetes, Xylonales, Xylonaceae.